Molecule: messenger RNA, 1150 nt
Organism: Trematosphaeria pertusa
Lineage: Eukaryota; Fungi; Ascomycota; Dothideomycetes; Pleosporales; Trematosphaeriaceae
Product: MFS general substrate transporter
Exons: 1
Coding region: 118-1062 (314 amino acids)
Biological process (GO): transmembrane transport
Cellular component (GO): fungal-type vacuole membrane
Molecular function (GO): transmembrane transporter activity
Source: RefSeq, a predicted model, not a curated record
AUACCUUCGGUUUUCGUCUAUCUCUCCCUGGGUCUGGGCAUUUGGAUUGGCCCACUGUUCGAUCGAUACGGGCCUCGGUGGAUUGCUCUUCUGGGGAGCGCUGGGUACCUGGUCAUGAUGUUCCUCCUUGCCGAAUGCGAAACAUUUUGGCAAAUGAUUCUAUGCUGCGGUGUGCUGGGCGGCGUUACAGGCGCGAUGUUAACAACGACAUCGCUUGCCGUGGUAGCGCACUGGUUCAAAGCCCGAAGAGGUCUCGCUCAAGGCAUCGCGAUGAUGGGAAGCUCCACUGGAGGCCUGUCGAUUCCGUUGAUACUGAGGUCGACAUUUCCCAAAUACGGGUACGCUUGGUCUCUCCGUAUUCUCGGGUUCAUGUUUUUGGGCUGCUUCGUCAUUGGCAACAUCCUUAUGAAAGCCCGAAUCCCUCCGACUCCCGCCGCGAAGAAGAAAGCAAUCAUAUCGCUGUCGAUAUUCGGGGACUUGCGCUUCAGUCUCUUCACGAUCAGCGUGUUCGGCUUCGAGGUCGUUCUCUUCGGAGGUCUGGGUAUCCUACCCACGUAUGCAACGUUGAGCACCAACUACCCGGCAGAUACAGGUUUCUACCUGAUCUCAGUGCUGAACGGUGUGUCAUGUCUGGGGCGCAUUUUGCCAGGCUACCUAGCGGACAAGAUCGGACGGUUCAACACGCUGCUGAUCAUGAUUAUCUUUACGUUAGUGGUCAUGCUGGUCCUUUGGCUGCCGCUAGGGGACCGCUCGCUUCCCGCAAUAUACGCUUUCGCGGCGCUCUUUGGAUUUGGAACGGGGAGCUGGAUGGCGCUCACGCCGGCCUGUGUUGGCCAGCUCUGUAGGGCCGAGGAAUUUGGACGGUAUUAUGGGUCAAUGUAUUUCAUCGCAAGUCUGGCGACGCUGGUCUGCAUUCCGAUCAGUGGCGAGCUGGUACAGACCGUAGGUCCACAGCCAAUGGUCGCGUUCUUCUGCGCUGUUCUGGCAUUGAGUUUGAUAAGUUUCGUGUUCAGUCGAUGGGCAUGUUUGGGAAGGCGUUGGAUCGUAAAAGCGGUGAUUUGAAGGUGCUUCGAUGAGAUGUACGCGUAAUUGAGCAGAAAACCUAAGGCAACGGUCAUCCACAAAGUUUAAUGGUGUAAAGAUGGUGGAG